Hypoxylon trugodes is the source of this 2234-nucleotide messenger RNA. RefSeq names its product polysaccharide lyase family 4 protein. The record is from RefSeq and is a predicted model, not a curated record. Gene Ontology annotation, molecular function: carbon-oxygen lyase activity, acting on polysaccharides; carbohydrate binding. The transcript has 7 exons. NCBI's taxonomy places the organism in Eukaryota, Fungi, Ascomycota, Sordariomycetes, Xylariales, Hypoxylaceae. Gene Ontology annotation, biological process: pectin catabolic process. Bases 563 to 2155 code for a protein of 530 amino acids.
CUAUUUACACUUUUCAAUUCUACAAUGAAUAGGGGUAGGAUAUCGCAGUCCCAAGCCUGUCAUCGUAUGGUGUAUUACUGUGAUUCGAGAGUACUAAAAUCGAAUGCUAUUCCACAAUAACUAGGUGAUUCUACAACGAGAGUUAUACCCAUAUUAUUGCCAUUGCGGAUGUAUCUAUUACCUCCGGUGGAAAAUUAUGAUGUCCCUUCUGCCGCCAGGGCCAUGACAUUCAGCCGGGUCGCCGCUUUCCUCGCUGGGUCAGGGCAAUACUACUCCGUCAACAUUCGGUUCUUUAAUUGGGCUGCCAUAUAUUUCUAUCCAGCUAGUAGAUCGGAAAAUUAUGUGAUUUGAGUCUAUGAGGUUUAACAUCAAACUACCUGUCCCGCAAAAUGUGACGAUACUAUCCCAGUUCAAGUGUUACACGACCAUGGGACCAGAUGGCACGCCUAAAAUCUAGAGCACGCUACAGAAGGGGGCGUUUUAUAUAUGAGCGAGCGAAUAUUGAAAUUCGCAGUUGCCAAAGACUCUAACACCCAUCAUUGUGCUCAAUCGCUCUAUUACAAUGUUCGUCACAUCCGCCGUUCUCGCGGCGGCCUUCUUAAGCAGCGGUGCCCUUGCUGCUUUCGGACUCACAACUACAAGUAACAGUUACAAGGUUGACACAAAUGGUGGACUAGUCUUCGAAGUUAACAGGGCAAAUGGAGAUGUUACAAGUCUAGUCUUCAACGGCGUCGAGUAUCAAGGAAAAAGCAAGGCGUCAGGUAUCAAUUCCGGACUUGGAACAUCGCAGCUGUCGGCUGAAACAGUCAGCAACAAGUACAUAAAAAUCACGGCCAAGUCCAACUCGUUGCCAGUAACCCAGUACUAUGUAGCCAAACCAGACGACCCGACAAUCUAUAUGGCGACAUAUAUCACCGGAGAAGUUGAUCCCGGUGAGUUACGAUGGCUCGCCCGUCUACGCCAGGAAGGUUUACCUACCGGUGUGCACGGUGACGUUGGUAACAACAUCGGCUGUACCGCAUUCGAAGGAAAGGAUACAUUCCGAUGCUCCAACGGCCAGACUCGUUGCAAGAUGUACACAUCUGAUCGCUUUAUCGAUGACCAAAUCCACGGUGUAUCUGGAUCCAACGCGGCUGUGUGGAUGAUCAUGCCUGGUAACGCGUACGAGACGUCGGCCGGGGGGCCAUUUAUGCGUGAUAUCAAUAGUCAGACUGGUAGCGACCAGGAGUUAUACUGGUAUAUGAACAGUGGACACGUUCGAACAGAACCGUGGCGGUUUGGCUUGAUGGGACCGUAUGCUAUGAAAUUCACAAAGGGUGAUACUCCCUCCUCAAAUCUGGAUACGUCUUUUUUCGGAAGCCUCGAUAUUCAAGGAUACGUCCCUGAUAAUCAGCGCGGUACCGUGUCCGGCUCGGCAACAGGAGUCCCAAGUGACUUUGAGGCUGUUGUUCAUUGGUACAAUGACAAGGCUCAAUACUGGACUAAAGCUACCAAGGAAACCUUCAAGUCUCCGCUUAUGAAGUCAGGGACAUAUACUAUGAAGCUCUAUAAGGGAGAAUACGAAGUAGCUAAAGAUACGGUGACUGUGAAGGCCGGAAGCGAUACGGCUAAAAACAUCGCUUCUGCAGAGCCAAAUCCCUCCGUCGUGUGGCGUAUCGGGAAUUUCGACGGGAGGCCGAUGGAGCUGAAAAAUGGAGACAAAAUCGAACGAAUGCAUCCAAGCGACACUCGCAUGGGCUCCUGGGGAGGGACCUACACUGUUGGUCAAUCAUCGGCGCGUGAUUUUCCUAUGGCGCUCUUCUCCAAAACCGGUGGCAAUGUAAAGGUGAACUUUGACCUCUCCGCUAGCCAAGUCCGGGACCUCACAUUGAGAGUGGGAACAACACUCUCAUUCAAAGGGGGACGCCCAUCAGUAGCGAUCGGUAGUUGGACCGGAAAGGAUCCAGGGGCUCCGAAACUUAUUGACUCCCGCGGUGUGACUCGUGGGGCAUACCGAGGAUAUGGAGAGGUCUAUAACUGGACUGUUCCUGCGAGCGCUUUGAAAAGUGGCCAGAAUACUCUCACGCUCGGGGUAUACGGUAGCGGGGACAAAGACUUUCUAAGUGCGAACUACAUUAUUGAUGCGGUCGAGCUUCAGGGGCCAAAAUCUUCAUAGGACCCGCUGUAGUUGCGAGAUUACUCAAAUAGUCAUUAUUGUCUUCUCGUAUAAAUAUAUCCCGAAAAUUGCUCGUACG